Cercospora beticola is the source of this 441-nucleotide messenger RNA. It is a transcript of the gene TRS23, whose product is annotated as TRAPP subunit TRS23. NCBI's taxonomy places the organism in Eukaryota, Fungi, Ascomycota, Dothideomycetes, Mycosphaerellales, Mycosphaerellaceae. Gene Ontology annotation, cellular component: TRAPP complex. The record is from RefSeq and is a predicted model, not a curated record. Gene Ontology annotation, biological process: endoplasmic reticulum to Golgi vesicle-mediated transport.
AUGGUUGUCUUCGCACUUCUGAUCAUCAACAAAGCUGGUGGCCUCGUCUACAAUCGCACCUUUGCUCCCGGGCUGCAGAAAUUGGAUUCCAAUGACUAUCUCAUCUUGGCUGGCACCUUUCACGGCAUACACGCCAUUUCCCGUAGCAUAAAUCCGGCGCCGCCGGUUCAGCCUAUCCCUGGCAACAGGAGACCGCCCACCACCGGAAUUGAGAGCCUGGAAAGCAGCCACUUUCGUCUAACGUGCUUUCAAAGCGCUACUGGGGUCAAGUUUCUGCUCUUUACCAGCCCUGAGCAGCCCAACACAGAUCUCGUGGUGCGGAGGUGUUACGAGAUCUACGGCGAUUUUGUCAUGAAGAAUCCAUUCUACAGCAUGGAAAUGCCCAUACGUGUGGAGAAGUUUGACAGAGCCUUGGGGAGUUACUUGGUCAGGCCUGCUUGA